Messenger RNA from Myripristis murdjan (pinecone soldierfish), 1859 nucleotides. It is a transcript of the gene cacybp, whose product is annotated as calcyclin binding protein. Gene Ontology annotation, molecular function: S100 protein binding; ubiquitin protein ligase binding; tubulin binding. The record is from RefSeq and is a predicted model, not a curated record. Gene Ontology annotation, biological process: heart development. Lineage: Eukaryota; Metazoa; Chordata; Actinopteri; Holocentriformes; Holocentridae. The transcript has 6 exons. Gene Ontology annotation, cellular component: nucleus. Bases 141 to 824 code for a protein of 227 amino acids.
AUUCAAAAGAAGAAGAAGAAGAGGAGCCACUGACGUUAUCCACUCCAGUGAGGAGGGAUUUCACUUGCCUCAGGACCUCUGCGUAUUUUGUGUAAUUAGCUGACAGUUACAGACUGAAACUCCAUCCAGACAAAAUCCAAAUGGACCUAACGGAGCAGAUCAACCAACUGGAGGCAGACUUGCAGGAGCUAGGCGCCUUCUUGGAGAAGGCAGAAAGGGAGCGAGUGAAGGAAGCCCUGAGGCAGGAGCAGAAGAAGGUGGAGAAGGAGAUUGCAUCCAAACGGCAACAGAAAGAGCAGCAGGCCAGGAGAGAGGCAGACCCAACUGCAUCUUCAAAAGCAGCAUACACAGUCAAAAUCACUAACUAUGGUUGGGACCAGUCAGAGAAAUUUGUCAAAAUCUACCUUACACUGAAGGGGGUGCACAAGAUUCCAUCAGAAAAUGUGGAGGUCAACUUUACUGACAGGUCAUUUUCUGUGCUGGUAAAGGAUCUAGACGGCAAGAACCAUCAGAUGUCAAUUAUCAAUCUGCUCAACCCAAUCGAUGUAAAGGACAGCUAUAAAAAGAUAAAGACAGACAUGGUCCUGAUCAUGUGCAAGAAGAAGACAGCCAAGAAAUGGGAGUGCCUAACACAGGUGGAAAAGCAAUCUAAAGAGAAAGAUAAACCUGCCAUGGAUGAGAACGCAGAUCCCAGCGAAGGCCUGAUGAGCAUGCUGAAGAAGAUUUACUCAGAGGGGGAUGAUGAGAUGAAGAGAACCAUCAACAAGGCCUGGACAGAGUCCCAGGAGAAGAAAAUGAAAGGAGAGGACAUGAUGGACUUUUGAGCUGCAUGAUUUCACCCUCUCUCCCUCCCGGCCCUGAGUCAAGGAGGAGCAGGACUAAGUGAGGCCUGCCAGGGCUGCAGCUGCAGUGACUGCAAGAAUAUCUUAUUGUCUGAAACUUAUAGUCCAAUAUACAAGUCAUACAUCUCUCCACAACAUGUAGAUGAAACACAGAAAUGAAGUGCUGGUUAUAAACUGUGUGGCAUGAAUAACAACUAAGCCCUAGAAGGCCCCACUAGCCCUGCUUUGAAAACAAGGUUACUCAAUGUCAUGACAUGGGGGACUAAAUAAUGACAAGGAAACUGCAUAUUCAUGAUUAAAACUGAACCUGGGUAGUUUAAGAGAAAAGAAAAUGUGAGACAUGGAUCUGAGAAGUACUGUUUUAAAUGUCUCCCAAUUGAGAGUUAAGUGCAGCUCAUUUAAAUCCAUAACUAAGUUUUCAGAAAUACAUUUGCCAAAGUCAGACACAAAAUCCUAUAAUGAAGACAACCAUGUGGCCUCCACCUUCCAUCUGCUUGUGAAAUGGAAAAUACAUUCAUACAGCAGCUUAUCUACUCUCCACCUGCCAAUUGUAAUUAUUUUUUGAUUGUGUACAGUUCCUUUAUCAUUCCAUUGUCAUUACAUAAUUAGCUGGAGAGCUCUUUAGAUAAAGUGAGACAUUGCAGAGGCAUUACUGCUUUUGCGUCAUUCCAAAGUAAUAGUCCAACUUGGAUGAAAACAUCCAAGACAUGGGGAUACAUUUCUGCAUAUGGGCUUGUGGUUGUUAAGAUGUGAUGUAAUUUACUCAUGUACAUGCUACAUUUGUUAGAAUGGAAGAAGUGUUUCAGUCCUAAAUGCAGAAUUACAUGGCUGUAACCCAGUUGUUGCAUUUUUAUAUCAAGUAUUGCACUCUGCUCAAGUUGUGAUUUUUAUUUUUCUUUAUUGAUAUCAAUUGGGUGAUAUUUGUUUCUGUUUGUUUGUUUAACAUGAACCAUACUUGGUUGUUCACUCUCAGGUUGUUUGUGUGAUCAUAAAUCAUAAACAGAUCUCGUCAUUGGC